CUUUCCUUCUCAAUUACUCUCUUCUUCUUCUUCCUCCCUCUCCCUUGUACAAUACGCUUUUGUAAAGUCUUCUUAAUCCUCCAAUAUGGCUUCAAAUUACAGUUCUGCCACUGUACCUUCAAUCCUACUGCUCCUCUUAUGUUCCACUUCUCUCUUCGUAGCUUCCAUGGCUGCUCUGGUAAAGGAACAGCCCCUUGUUCUCAAAUACCAUAACGGUGCUCUUUUAAAAGGAACCAUCACCGUUAAUCUCAUCUGGUACGGUAAGUUCACACCCAUCCAACGGUCCAUAAUCGUUGAUUUUCUUCAAUCUCUCAACUCCCCAAAAGCCCCGCUUCCUUCGGCUGCAUCUUGGUGGAAAACAACUGAAAAAUACAAAACUGGUGCCUCUACCCUCAUCGUAGGGAAACAAAUCCUAGAGGAAAAUUGUUCUCUAGGAAAAUCUCUGAAAAAUUCGCAUAUUGUGUAUUUGGCUUCGAAAGGUGGUCAUAUGGGAAGGUCUGUUAACUUGGUGUUAACGGCGAAGGAUGUUUUUGUAGAGGGUUUUUGUAUGAGCAGAUGUGGGUCCCAUGGUUCGACACGUGGCAAAAUCCGUUUUGCUUAUGCUUGGGUUGGUAACUCGGAGACUCAGUGUGCAGGUCAGUGUGCGUGGCCGUUUCAUCAGCCCAUUUACGGCCCACAGUCUCCGCCGUUAGUUGCGCCUAACGGCGACGUUGGUGUUGACGGAAUGAUUAUCAACGUGGCUACGGUGUUGGCGGGAACAGUAACGAACCCGUUUAAUAAUGGGUAUUUUCAGGGCCCAGCGACGGCGCCUUUGGAGGCCGUUUCGGCGUGUACUGGGAUGUUUGGGUCGGGUUCAUAUCCAGGUUAUCCGGGUCAAGUACUUGUUGAUAAGAGUACGGGCGCUAGCUAUAAUGCGCAUGGGGUGAAUGGGCGUAGGUUCUUGCUUCCUGCCAUGUGGGACCCUGCAAAAUCUGCAUGCUCAACACUCGUUUGAUCAGAGAGGAAGAUAAGGAAGAGGAAAUGGUUGGGAUCGAGUGUGUGCGGGUCUACGUAUGUAUAUACAAGCACCGCAUUUUGGAGGA
Messenger RNA from Nicotiana attenuata, 1082 nucleotides. RefSeq names its product protein EXORDIUM-like 2. Lineage: Eukaryota; Viridiplantae; Streptophyta; Magnoliopsida; Solanales; Solanaceae. The transcript has a single exon. The coding region runs from base 86 to 994 and encodes 302 amino acids. The record is from RefSeq and is a predicted model, not a curated record.